UUUGAGACUAUAAAGAUGGAGGCCGAAAAUGAAAGUGGAAGCGAUCAAGUCAUUCAAGAGAAUUAUUCCCGACUUGUUUCCAGAGUUAUACACGAGUAUGAUAUCAUUGACGUGGAGCCUGGAGCAAGAAGUGAGGAGAGUGCCAACGAAGACGUAAAAUCUCGGGAUUCCAGUCAGGAUGACGUCACGUUACCCCGUGUCAACUGCCCUGAAAAAAUAAUUAUUUGUCUGGACAUGAGCUCAGAGAUGGAUAAAGUUUCAUUUCGAUCUCGAUCAGGAGACAAAUGGACCCCAAUGAAGCUGGUACGAAGAGCACUGUCUUUUUUUCUACACAGUAAGCAGAGACUUAACAGAAAUCACCAGUUUGCACUGGUCCAUCUCUUUGACAAGGCAUCAUGGGUGAAAGAUUUCACGGGAAAUGUACGGUCCAUCAUCAGUGCCCUGGAUGACAUGUCGGACACUGUGGAGCUUCAGUCGUUCAAUGCCACCUCGUUGUUUGAUCUUAUACACCAGUGUGUUCCGUUACCAGAAUUAGAGGGAGACACCACAAUCCUCCCCCCACCCUACAUAGUCAGAAUGCUGUUUAUAUACGGACGAUCCAAUGGACUCAUUGAGUUCAGAAAUAAAGAGAGUUUCCGACAGUUAGAUAGCUCCCCUUACUUUUUCUUUGAUGCAAUGUAUGUACAUGAACCACAAUCACCAGAAAACAGAUGUGAGGAAAUCUUUGACAGACUUUGUGACUUAGAUGAGAAGGGAAUGUCCUACAUCUUCGAAGCUGCCAGAAAUCCCACGCGGCUGUACGACCAGAUGGCCAAACUGUUAGCACAUCCUCUUCAGCGCCCCCUACAGAGCGAGAUUGCAUACCGCCUUCAUAACAUCGCUGACCUCACUGAUACUUGAUAUCUGAGCUCUGUUCAGUGCAAAGCUGUGACUUGUCAUGAAAUACUGACUUCUUAAUAUCAGACAGACAGGCCCCAUUGUUUGGACAUUUUAACAGCCAGGAGGGUUGAUAGUUUGGACAUCGUUAUUGACGGAGGGUUGAUGUUUUAUGUUGUACAUGUAGAUCCAAGUUUGUUUUGAUGCUGCAUGUUCUUUAUUGGAGAAUGAUUUUCUUUUUUUCAAACCCAGUUUCCUUUUACCAAUUUGAAUUUAUAUUCUUACUCCAAGUAAUGCCUGUUAAAAAAUAUUUGGCUUGUCAAAAAUAAUUAGCAAGACAAUUUGAAAAUUCGAUGCAAUGUCCAUCUUGAAUUCUGAAGUUACUAUGGAUGUAAUUAUUUAGUGAUGAAUAACACCACUUAAUUUGCAAAUACAUGUAGUGUCAUGAUGCGUAGUCUGUUAAGUUAAAUGUGUGCUUUGAUUGCAAAUAAUAGCCAAAUAAUAAAUGGCCAAUAAAAUCAUUUUAACAAGUA
This is a messenger RNA of Magallana angulata, 1409 nucleotides long. Its product is annotated as BRISC and BRCA1-A complex member 1-like. Lineage: Eukaryota; Metazoa; Mollusca; Bivalvia; Ostreida; Ostreidae. Gene Ontology annotation, cellular component: BRISC complex; BRCA1-A complex; nuclear body. Gene Ontology annotation, biological process: protein K63-linked deubiquitination; positive regulation of DNA repair; double-strand break repair. The transcript has 7 exons. The coding region runs from base 16 to 900 and encodes 294 amino acids. The record is from RefSeq and is a predicted model, not a curated record.